GAAAGUGAAAAAAAAAGAAAUGAGAAAAUGGCUGUCCGAUCUGUUGCGAAGCAUGUGCAGUAGCAAACAGUCUGCACUUUUUCGACUUGUUUCAAUUUCUGCUAUUCCUGCAUUUCAAUUCCUGUAUUCCUGUAUUUGUGCGGUCAAAGCUUCACUGCAAAUGUUUUGAAGCAUCAUUCUAUCUUUAUUUCUCGUUAGAUGUAGAAUAAAGAUGGAAUGAUACUUGGAAACAUUUGCAGUGAGACGUUGACCGCAUCCUUAUUACUAAUAUCUCAUUGUAGAAGGUCCUUAAUUUUUGAAAUGAUAGGUUAAGACACCCGGAGAACGUUUUCGAACGCAGUCGAGGAAGGUAUGGAAAUUGGAGAUAUUGGAGAUUAUAGACUUGAUAUGGUUGAAGCAUAGUAAUUAAGAGCAAUUACUGAAUUCGCGUCAAAUCGAUUAUUACAUGUACUUGUAAAAAAACAAAAACAUUGCAGUCACAUGACAUUUAUAAAACCUAAUAUAUUUAUUUAGUUUUAUACAAUGAACGGUAUAGAUAAAAGCUUAUUUACAUUUCUUGAGACACAUAAACUGCAACUUCAGGCUCUUGGUGUUCCAGAAUUAUUCUGGGAAGUUUUAUGUAUUAAAUUAAACAAUGAGAUUUUUGACGCUGGCCGUGUCUUCACGUUAAUGAGAAUAGAUUACGAGGAUAGAAAAAGGCAUGGUGCAGAGCCGGCAUGGAAGCUGAUUGUAUCUGCUGACGAUGGAAUUUCUGCACAAGAUCAGAACAAUAUUUUUUUAGUUGAUUUUGCUUGGUCCUACUAUAUUCGUUAUGCUCGAGAUAGUUUAACCGAAGUACCUGGUUUACUCGAUCGUAUGUGUUCUCUUAUGGAUUUAGAUACCGAUACAGACGAGCAAGAAAAAAUAGAAAAUGUUUUGAGAGAGAUGUGGCGAUACAAUCAACCAUUUAGAACUUUAGUUGAGAGAAAUAACAGUAUAUCAAAAUGGGUUGUCAUGGAUGAAGUUGGAUCUGCUGUAAAUCACAGUGACGAGCCAAAUUUUAGGAUAGUGCACUUUGCACAUAUGUCACAAACAUGUAAGACUUAUGUUCUUAUGUUUCCUAUAAAAGAUGUUGCUGAGGGCGAAGAAGUCACAAGAGACUUUGCGGAAGGUCUGACAAAUGAUCCUGAAAAGAGACGUGCGUUAUUGUUACCUUGGAUGGACGGUAGUUUUAGAAAUGAAAGUUUCGAACAAACCGAGCCAAGUACAGAUUACUUCUUAUCGGGACAUAUCCCCGAAAGCUUACCAGAGAGAACAGAUGUAGUCGAGAUAGAUACCAGCAAAAAAUUGAAGGUUUACUCAGAAUAUUCCACGAUACUUAGUUACUUGACAGAUCCGGCAUUUGAAAUCACCGACAUAAUGGAAGAGGCGGAUGUACUGUGGUUUGUGUCCCACUACAAAACCUACAAGGAAUUGAACGCUUCCUCGCCUAACGUCUUUGUAAAUCAAUUCCCAUACGAAAACGUUCUGACAAUAAAGGAUCUCUUGUCGAUUGUAUGUAGGAGAAAAGCGAAGGAUAAAUUGUACGACUACGACACUCUGGAAACAUAUCCGGAAUGGCUGCCGACAACGUAUAAUCUGAGCACAGAAUUGGUGCAGUUUGUUUCUUACUUUACGCAUCGAGCAGAAAAGAAUUUGGACAACAUUUGGAUCUGCAAGCCAUGGAAUCUGGCCAGGAGCAUGGACACCUACAUCACGGAUAAUCUCUAUGCCAUUCUCAGAUUACCUUGCGGAGGGCCAAAAAUCGCGCAGAAGUACAUCACGCGACCGGUUCUGUACAACAGGCCCGAUGUCAGUCAGGUGAAAUUUGACGUGAGAUACGUCUUGCUGCUCAAGUCUGUGAGGCCGCUGCGCGCGUACGCUUAUGCAAACUUCUUUCUGCGCUUCGCAAAUCUUCCGUUCGCACUGAAUAACUUCGAUGUGUACGCUCAACAUUUUACCGUAAUGAACUACGAAUCAGAUGAUCACUUGUACAAGAUGGUGUGCUCUGAUUUUAUAGUCGAAUGGGAUAAACAGUAUCCCAAUUAUCCUUGGAACACGCACAUCGAGCCGAAGAUUCUUUCUGUCUUUCGGCAGGUCUUCGAAGCAGCCGUCGAACAGCCGCCGCCGAAAGGAAUUGCCGAAAAUUCGCAGAGCAGAGCGCUUUAUGCCGCCGACUUGAUGCUGGAAUGGAAUGGAGCGGAGAUGCAGCCUAAAUUAUUGGAGAUCAAUUUUUCUCCUGAUUGCGACCGAGCGUGCGACUAUUAUCCCAACUUUUACAACGAUGUUUUUAAAUGCCUGUUUAUGGAUCUGGAAGAUCAAGAACUGUUCCAUGUGAUUUGUUAAAUGACAAAAUUGUACAAACAAUGGAACUGUUGUUUCAUAUAUUUUUUGAAUAAGUAUGUAAUAUAUAUACCUCUCUCUUUCA
This is a messenger RNA of Pseudomyrmex gracilis, 2446 nucleotides long. RefSeq names its product tubulin--tyrosine ligase-like protein 12 (gene TTLL12). Bases 523 to 2364 code for a protein of 613 amino acids. Gene Ontology annotation, biological process: protein modification process. The transcript has 2 exons. Lineage: Eukaryota; Metazoa; Arthropoda; Insecta; Hymenoptera; Formicidae. The record is from RefSeq and is a predicted model, not a curated record.